Messenger RNA from Gilbertella persicaria, 2348 nucleotides. Its product is annotated as Mis6-domain-containing protein. The coding region runs from base 476 to 2110 and encodes 544 amino acids. The record is from RefSeq and is a predicted model, not a curated record. NCBI's taxonomy places the organism in Eukaryota, Fungi, Mucoromycota, Mucoromycetes, Mucorales, Choanephoraceae. The transcript has 8 exons. Gene Ontology annotation, cellular component: kinetochore.
CAAAAAGCAUUACUUUUUUUUUUUUCUUUUUAAAAAAAAAAUCGCGUCCCUUUUUUUAACGCGUUUCUUUUGAUCAUGAGCGACAUUGAAUUAGAAUCAGAAUAUUACUAUGAAAAGACUGAUAAAGAAAAAGAUCCCGAUUAUGAAGAAGAAGAAGAAGACGACGAGGACGAGGAAGACGAUGACAACAGUGAAGAAGAUGAAGAAGACAUGAUCCGUAAAGAAAGACGACGAAGAAGAAGAGUUACCAUCUCACUUGAGAAUGCAACCACAAGCAAUGUCGAUCUUUUACUGAAGCAAGUGUUUGCUGGUUUUUUUCCAAGUAAGCACCUCAAGUCUAUUCACCCAUGAACUCAUCUUGUCGAUAGCCGUCAGCAAGGUCACAUUAACAAAGAAAUAUAAACGUAUUGAAGAACUCAAACCGUUGAUUCAGAAAUUCGGAUUGGAUCAGGAUGAAUUCAACAUUGUGUUUGAAAUGAUCAUGUCUUUUUCUUUGGGACCUUCAAUGAGCAGAGGACUCGUUCAAUUGUUAUUACCCAGAGAUGAUAUUGCCGAUGACUAUAUUAUUCGUAUUAUUGGAUCUGUUUCUCAAAGAGAUCAAAACCUGGGUGUGCUUGCAGAAUUGUUAAAGUGGACGAUUGCUGUGUUUGAUGUCAUUAGUGAUAAGCAAAGAUUAAAUCACUUGUAUCAUGUCUUUUUUCGCCAUUUACAUUAUGAAGAAUUAAGACGUAGUCUUUGUCAUUUACUUUACUUUCUGACAAAGAAAGAGCAUGUUACAAAAUACAGAGUGACAAGAUUGAAAGAAAUGAUUGAUGCAGAAAGAGAUAAUGCAGAAUUGAUUGCUCUUUUACUUGUUUAUCAGACAUAUGAUGCUUCUAUUAAUGUACCACACAAUGUCAGAUUGGCUGAUAUGCUUGUGUUUAGAAAUCCUCUGCCUCAAGUGAAACACAAUUUGACCAAUUUACGAAUACUCUGGAAGAAUGAUAUUCAGUUCAAGACAGACAUCAUUAAAGGGGAAAUCAGACUGCCUACUAUGAAACGAGUCAGGAUGUCCAAGAAGAAGAGACUGGAACAAGCGACUGAAGAAGCGAGAAAAGAAUUAAGUGUGGUGGAUGUGUCUGAUGUGAUCAACAGUGUAGAUCAUGUAGGUUUAUCAGACCAAUUGAGUAUGGUAUUACAAAAGAGAUCAUUACAAUAUGCAUUACUUUAUGACCCAGAAGGUACUGCUGUAACACGACUUAGUUACUAUAUUGUACAGAUCUUGUUUGAUCUAUUGAUCUAUGGCAAUAAGAAAGACACUGGUAAACAAGAAUUAGGAGACAUGUUGCGUACCCUUGUCAGGUUUACUCGGUUUACAAAGACACAGUUACCAGCAGUACAAAUCUUUUUAUACCGUUAUCUAAAGACAUGGAAUGGAUAUGAAUAUGAAGAUGAAAUCUUGACUUUGAUCACUUAUCUUAAGCCUGCUUCUUUUAAAGAGCUGAGUGAAUAUAUCCUGAAGCCUUUAUGCCGAUUGUAUGUUGCAUCUGAUGUGAAAUGGAAAUCAAAAUUGAUUCUGUGUUACACUGAAUGGCUUAAGAAUUGGGCGGCAUUAGAUUGGAAACAACAUGUACGCUUACGCAAAGAAGCAUCAGACACAAGUAUAGAUCAUUUAACAAGCUUGUUUGGUAAACUCUCGUUUGAUGUCAACUAUUUCCGUACCAUUCAGAAGUUUGUGGAGCAUGUAGAUAAGCUAUGUGUCUCUGGACUUUUGGCUGAAGAUGACCAUGUUUUAAUGCAGCAUGCUGGUCUUACCUUCUUUGAACUUGUUGCCCAAAUCUCAAGACAAGAUGACAUACCCGAUAUUAUUAUUCCUGCAGCUACUUUUGUACACCGUAAUUUCUUUUCAACCACAGCCAUGGCAGUCAGUAGAAUAUGUGGCAUUAUUCAUCAAUACAAGGUUGCUUUUGAAGAAAAUGACCGCAAAACGAUUGAUUGGAGUUCAAAGCAUACACAAGAGUAUUUGGAACAUUUUAAUACUUAUAUGAUGGACAUCUGUAAUUCACUAUGGCGAAAUCUAGGACUCAGUCAAUCAAAAGAAAACGAACAAGCCUUUUCGUUUACAGAGUAAAAAGAGAUGACUUGUAUCAAACUAUCCUUUCACUUACUCUUCUUCUAUAGAAAGAACAUUGAACAUUUCAUUCAACUCUGUCAACAUAAACAUGUAGAUUCAAAACUCGUCUUGUCCAUCACUCAUUCAGGUGCACUUGUUUCUUUUUCAAAACGAUUUAUGGAGGCAAAUAUCAACUCAAGUUAGACAUGAUAUCUAAUCCCCUUUUUGUUUAUAGAUAAUAGAGAAAGAUGAAAAA